Messenger RNA from Eimeria mitis, 450 nucleotides. RefSeq lists its product as uncharacterized. The record is from RefSeq and is a predicted model, not a curated record. The transcript has 2 exons. NCBI's taxonomy places the organism in Eukaryota, Apicomplexa, Conoidasida, Eucoccidiorida, Eimeriidae. The coding region runs from base 1 to 450 and encodes 149 amino acids.
AUGGGGGGGCCCCCCUCACCGAACGCUGCCUCUGAACCCUCGCCAGAGGAGGAGGGGCCCCUCAAGGGGCCCCCAGGCUCGCUGAACAGUACCCCUGACAUCUCUUCUUCUGGGGGGGCCCCCGGGGUGGCCCCCGGGGUGGGGGAUGCGCGGGGCAGGGGGCCCCCCUCUCUGGGGUUUCUACCGAGAACCGUGGGGGCCCUAGACAUGUAUGAAUGGCUUAGACUCCGCAGCAGCUCCAGCUGGGCCCCCGCAAAGCUCAGCGGGCGCGAGGCCCUCUCCCCUGGGGGCUCUGUUGAGGUCCCUGGCGUCACGAAUGGCUGCAAAGGAGACAGCAGCAGCAGCAGCAGCAGCAGCAGCAGCGUUGAGGUCCCUGGCGUCACGAAUGGCUGCAAAGGAGACAGCAGCAGCAGCAGCAGCAGCAGCAGCAGUAGUAGUAUGCGGGAAUAA